This is a messenger RNA of Olea europaea var. sylvestris, 902 nucleotides long. RefSeq names its product RNA-binding protein CP33, chloroplastic-like. Gene Ontology annotation, molecular function: mRNA binding. Gene Ontology annotation, cellular component: cytosol. The transcript has 3 exons. Bases 75 to 545 code for a protein of 156 amino acids. Lineage: Eukaryota; Viridiplantae; Streptophyta; Magnoliopsida; Lamiales; Oleaceae. The record is from RefSeq and is a predicted model, not a curated record.
CGUACUCACAGACCGGAGUUAAAAGUUCAUCCCUUUCUAGUUGCUCUCUUUUGUGAUAACAAUUGUGGUGCAAAAUGGCUGCAGCGGCAACCGAGGCUGCGUUUUCCAUCUUCUGCUCUUGUUCUUCUCCAAAAUCUCAAUCUUGUUACAAAUACGUACCCUCUUUGAGAUCUUACAUUUCUGCUUCUAGUCCUACAUUUUUCCUUAAAUCCCCGCUUUUUUCACUCCCUCUUCUCUCAACCUCUCAUCCCCUCGAAACCACAAGAUUUAAGUUACGCUCAACUUUAGGAAAUGCGAUUGCAGAAGAAGAUGCAGAGCAAGCCCAGAAAGUUAAUCAAAAAAGGAAACUUUUCGUGCUGAAUUUGCCUUGGUCUUUCUCGGUUGUGGAUAUAAAGAACUUCUUUGGUGAGUGUGGAACUGUGGCAGACGUUGAGAUUAUCAAACAGAAAGAUGGGAGAAGUAGAGGAUUUGCAUUUGUGACUAUGGCUUCUGGAGAAGAGGCUCAGGCUGUAAUUGAUAAAUUUGACUCUUCCGAGAAUUCUUGAAACGCCUGGAAUAAUCGUCAAAAGAUGAAUUGGUAUAUGAAACCAUGACUUUGCAUUAGGAAUCUCCAAAGAAUUGGCUCUGAGAAAGACUAAGAGAAGACAGUUUUAUGGCUAUUUGGGAGUUUCAAGGAGUUGCAGGAUCCAAAUGAUGGUGGAUUGAACUUUUCCUUAUGGGAAUUGGGCAUGAAACGGUGUUCAAUAUCUAUUUUAUUUUCUCCAUCUCAUAAACAAUUUAAGAUGCAUGUGUUAUAUUUACUACGGUAUGCUUAAUGUAGUAAUACAUCAGUUAGGUAAUAUAUGAGUGAAAAAUACUUUGGUUCCUUCUAUCACUACCUCAAGUUAGUAUUUGCUAAAAGC